AAUUUGUUUAUAGAUGUGGUGCCCUCCGACUCCGCCCCAGGACGAAAAUGAUAUUUAUAUUGAUUAUUCAUUAUCAUUCAUGUAUGAAAUGGAUACUAUUCCAGAUAUAGAUCUACCACCAAUUUAUGUCAAACGGGAAUACAAACGUUCUCGGGCAGAAGCUGGAUUACAUGCAGAUGGUCGUCGUUCCACAAAAAUACGUAAAGAGGAUAACUAUUAUGCACCUCGUUCUCUCUUUGAUAAACCUUCUACAGCAAUAGCUCGCAUUCGACGAGAUCUUAAAAGUCAGCGUCAUAGAGGAGUUUUUAAACCCAAUGUUCAAGUGGCCGGGCUUAAACCUCAAAUUACUCCUAAACCGGCAUCUGAACCUGAUUGUAUAGGGGAAUGGAGUAUUUUAGAAGACUUAACCAUUUUAAAUGUUUUAGUAAAUAUACAAGGCUUACCCUGCAAUUUAAUGGUAUUGUCACCUGGUCAUACACCCAAUUGGGAUUUAGUUGCAGAGAUUGUUAAUAGUUGCACUAGGACACACCGUUCCGCUAAGCAAUGCCGUUGGCGUUACGAGACAGUCAUACAGCCACGUGAGGAAGGAAAAGCUAGCGACAGUCCAAAGAAACAGAAAAAAAUGAAAAAUGCUAUUAAAGUAGAUUAUCUCAAAGGUCCACUUCGUUACUUAAGAACUACACAAUUAUUUAUAAAUGACAACAAUAUGUCAUUUACUAAAAUGAUGCGUUCACGAUUUGAUUGCAUUAAGGCUGCAUAUCUGAAAAAAGCUCCACCUCCAAAACGUCAUUUUUCAAACCCAACUACAAUGAAUCCAAAACAUUUAGAAGUUUUGCAAGAACUUGGCGUUACUAGCUACGAUCAGCCAAUAAGUCCUUUAAAUAUCGCAGCAAUGAAAGUAAAUAAAUAUCGUGAAAAGCAACGUAGUCAUUUACCGCCUCCACCUCCACCUACAGCCGCUGGCCAAAGUACGCAUCAGCAGCAAGUUACUGUACCUACUCAAACAGCGCAAACAGCGCAUACGCAGCAACAGCAACAAAUAGCAUCAGUGCAGCAUCAAUUAGUACAAGCCAACCAGCAGCAACAAAUACAGGAACUUGUGCAACAGCAAAAUGCUGUUACACCUUCAGCGCCUGCGCAGUUGCACACACAGCAGCUUCAAAUUCAACACAUAUCCAAUACUGGCAUUGCAGGUGGCCAACAGCAAUCCACAGCAACUGCAAUUGUGCUACAACAUGCAGGGAACUUAUCACAACAAUUACAACAACAAACGUCAAUUACUAGCAAUACUGUGCAGAAUCAAACACAAGUUCUACGUGGCCAUUCUGGAGCUGCGCAAAUAGUAAAGGCAAUUGUAGCUCAACCAUCAGGAUUAAUUGCUACCAGUCAAAUGUUGGCACAACAAAAUACAACAACAGGAACUCAACAUGUACAAUUACAAUCUGCAAGCGGUGGUAAUUUGGUUGGAGCUCCAGCUUCAGUAUCUGUAGUGCUCACAACUCCAGUGCAGACAAUAUCUUCAAAUGUGCAACAAUCACAUCACACCCAACAAUCAUCCAUUGUUUCCAAUUCAACGCAAGUUGGAAGCAUUGUACAAACUUUGCCGCAAUCGAUACAACAAGUGGUUCCCGUAUCUCAACUAGCAAAUGUAGGUACCGUUUUAACUACUUCCUCCAAUUUGCAACCGAAUGCUGGUACUGUUACUACACUUAAUGCUUCCACAUUGCGAGCACAACGCAUAGUAGCUGCUACGUCUGGUACUUUGCAGGAUGUUGUUUUGCAACAGCGUUCAGGUAAUCCAAGUCCCACAAUAGUUUCGAUGCCAAAUUUAGGACAGAAUGUUACGCCUGCACAAUUCCAAGCAGCUCAAUUGCGUUUAGCAGCUUCUAUGUCGAGUGGUUCGCAACAAGUGGUUGCCAAAAGUAUACCAGUGAGUUCCUUACAACAAACUGCUAAACUUACACCAACAUCUAGUAGUGGUAACCAGCAAGCACAUAUACAGCUCUAUCGUCAAAGACAAGGAGUUAAAGUACUACAAUCUAGUUCUUCACAAGGCACUCAAUCAGUCCAAACUGCUGGUGGCCAAACUGCUUUACUCAAUGCUGCAGGCACUAUUAUACAAGGUAAUAUUAUGCAGGCUUCUGCUGUGACAACAGCAGUGCAGGUUCAAGGACAAAAGGUAGCUGUGGCAUCGGUACCAUCAUCCAGUGUUGUCACUACUCCUAGCGGAGGUACCUCUUCCGUGGCAACCGUGCAUGUUGCACAAAAUACGGGUCGAGCGCAAUUUAUAAAACAUGUUGGUACUGGUAAGCAAGGUGUUAGACAGGUGGGAGAAACCGAUAUGUUGUUAGUAAAACGACAGGUGAUUGGAAGCCAUUCUAAAACGCAGGUUCUGCAACAAGGGCAAAUAUUUGCAUCAGGUUCUACUGUGAGUGGAGUACAGAUACAGCAGAACACCCAAGCCACUUCAACUGGUAAUGUACAAUCACAGUCACAAGGGCAAACACAACAGACUCAGGUUCAACAAAUAACACCACAACAAAUUGCAACUCUAGUUAAAACAUCUAGCGGUGCUUCUGCUUCUGGUUUAAGCGGAGUUAGUGUUGCCACUGGUGGGCAACCACAAACGGUGAAUAUGGCACUAUCACAACUUAAACCAGGCGGACAAAUAAAAGUUACAAUGGCCAAUCAAUCUCAAAUGCGUCAACUGCAUAUGCAGCAGCAGCUGGGUAUUUCAAGGAAAAUAAAUCGUAUGACCCAAAUCGCUCCUGGAACUCAGAUUAAUGCAGCGGCAGUUGCAUCGAAUCAGCAAGGUAAUAGUGGUAAUGCGCAGUUAAAUACUGGAGCAUCAAUAACAACACAAAAAAGUGCAGGAAGUGUGCAAGCUCAACUUUUACAUAUACAAAAUUCCAAAGCGCUACCCAGUUCUGUUACAGUUCAACAAAUUCAACAGGUAAUGCGGCAAGGGCAACAAGGCAGUUUAACUACUACUGGCCUAGUAUUAGGCAAGACAAGUGUUGGACGUGUUAUACCAGUAUCGGUAGCAUCGCAGCCCAACCAACGACAAAUACAGGUUGUUUCUGCAACAUCUGCUCAAGCUAUUGCAGCUAACAAUAUUCGCGCCCAAGUCGCUAGCGGUCAAAUUAAAGUAGCACCUGGAAGCAGUCAAUCACAAACACAACAAGCGCUGAUUAAUGCCAUACAACAGCAAGCUGCUGCACAGCAAAGUCAACGGCAUGCAAGUCCGGUACGUAUACAGACUACGGCUAGUGGAAAUUUAGUUGCUGUUGUUCAACAACAAGCUUUGCAACAACAACAAAACAUUGUUGCAUCUAAUAUGUCUGCAAACGUUGGUGCAAGUAAUUCGGGACAAGAGGUUAUGACAAUAAAUCAGGGCACAGGUAGCAACGUUAGUAGUACCCAACAACAAACAACUGUGCAACAACCAACUACACAACAAGUCCGAACGCUGGUGAAGAAAAAAAUCAUGCAAAUACGUAGUGAAAAGGAUUAAAUCUACAAUUACUUCAUUUAAAUUUAUUUGGUUGGUUUUACAGCCAAAACUAAAAGAAAUAAAUUAUUUA
Molecule: messenger RNA, 3584 nt
Organism: Teleopsis dalmanni
Lineage: Eukaryota; Metazoa; Arthropoda; Insecta; Diptera; Diopsidae
Product: helicase domino-like
Exons: 2
Coding region: 14-3514 (1166 amino acids)
Source: RefSeq, a predicted model, not a curated record